Molecule: messenger RNA, 7824 nt
Organism: Larimichthys crocea (large yellow croaker)
Lineage: Eukaryota; Metazoa; Chordata; Actinopteri; Sciaenidae
Gene: pnpla7a
Product: patatin-like phospholipase domain containing 7a
Exons: 36
Coding region: 134-4189 (1351 amino acids)
Biological process (GO): lipid metabolic process
Cellular component (GO): endoplasmic reticulum
Molecular function (GO): phosphatidylcholine lysophospholipase A1 activity
Source: RefSeq, a predicted model, not a curated record
GGUGGACGCGCAGACAUAGGCGGGGCUUAGCAACUGACAGCAGUGUGCAGAAAACUUUGUUAGCCGCAGCUGCUAACUUCGCUCCAUCGUCUGUUUAGCGAUGUCAGCGGCUUAAAGCAGCACCCUCGAGAGAAUGGACUACGAAGGAGAGGGCGAUGGAGACUUGUGCAAAUGGAGCAGUUUAGAGGUGCUGAUGAACAGCAAAAAUGACAUCAGAGCACGAGUGCAACAGUUCGUGGAGGAGAGGAUGCAGACCACCAUGCUCACAGGUGUCCUUAUUGGAGCUGCAGUUGCCGUUUCAUUGAUUGGGAUCGUGGUGCUCUUCCUUUACAGGAGAUUCAAGCUCGCACGUGAACAGCAGCCAGGUGUGCCUCACUAUCGCUUCAGAAAACGAGAUAAAGUGCUUUUCUACGGAAGGAAGAUAAUGCGAAAGGUCCAGACGCUGUCCGCGAUUCCUCCUCCCACUUCUACCUCAGUAUCAAAGCAACCGCAGCGCAUACGCAAAAGAACAAAAGUUCUAAGCAUAGCUCGCAAAAUCCUGAGGAUCCGUAAAGAUCCCCCCACCCUGCAGCCCAAAGAACCUCCUCCCUCCCUGCUGGAGGCCGACCUAACAGAGUUUGAUGUGCAGAGCUCAAACCUCCCCUCCGAGGUCCUUUACAUGCUGAAGAAUGUCAGGGUCCUGGGUCAUUUUGAGAAGCCCCUGUUUUUAGAGCUGUGUCGCCACAUGGUGUUUAUCGAGCUGCAGGAGGGCGAAGGUCUAUUCAGGCCAGGAGACGAUGACGACAGCAUCUAUGUAGUCCAGGAUGGACGACUUGAGCUCUGCAUCCAGGAGAAUGAUGGUACAGAACCAGUUGUGAAGGACGUGCACCCAGGGGACAGCGUCCACAGCCUGCUCAGUAUUCUGGACAUCAUCACUGGUUAUCCAGCUCCGUAUAAGACGGUAGUGGCACGGGCUGCGACUCGCUCCACCAUCUUACGUUUGCCUGCAUCAGCCUUUGAGUCUGUGUUUAAGAAAUACCCAGAGACACUUGUUCGUGUCAUUCAGAUAAUCAUGGUGCGCCUCCAAAGAGUCACCUUCUUGGCGUUACAUAACUAUCUGGGCCUAACAACUGAGCUCUUCAAUCCGGAGAGUCAGGCAGUGCCCUUGACCAAUAUAAACAGUGUGAUGGCAGAGGCGAAUUCUGGGAAGACGACCCGCCGCUUGCACUUCCAGGACGAGUUACCCACUGGGACCACAGAGAGCCCCACUGAGACAGAUGGUAUAAAGGACAACCCUUCAAGCAGCUACAGGAAGCAGCGAUCCGAUCCGAUGCCCACCGACUGCGCAGGUAACGAUCUGAACAUGGCUUGUGAACGAGCUCGAGUCACUAUAGAUGAGCCUCCAUCCAGUCCUGUCACUCACAAAUCCAGCCUCAAGAAGAGUGUGACUAUGCAGCACACUCCCUCUGAAGUGUUUCACUACACAGACAGUGGGGGGCAGUCUGAUACCAUCCACCUCAGUAAGAGCAGCACAAUCCUCCAAGCUGCUAAGCGAGACCUGCUGGGAAUCAUCCAGCUGCAGGACCCCACUCUACUCGAGGGCAGAGUGACCCUCCACCAAGUCAAAGCUGGUUCUGUGGUGGCUCGUCAGGGAGACCAGGAGGUGAGCAUCCAGUUUGUCAUUUCUGGCCUCCUCCAUGUUUACCAGCGGAUGAUCGACCGAGAAGAAGACACACGUCUGUUUUUGACACACCCUGGAGAGCUUGUUGGCCAACUCGCCGUCCUCACUGGAGAGCCGCUCAUAUUCACCGUUCGCGCCCAGAGAGACUGCAGCUUCCUCUCCAUUUCCAAAACCCACUUCUAUGAGAUAAUGCGUGUGGAGCCAAAAGUCGUGCUGAAUGUUGCUCAUACAGUGGUGAGGAGGAUGUCAUCUUUUGUCCGACAGAUAGACUUCGCUCUCGACUGGAUGGCUGUGGAAGCUGGCAGGGCGGUCUACAGGCAGGGAGAGAAGUCGGACAGCACUUUCAUAGUGCUGAGUGGUCGACUGCGUUCUGUAAUCAUGAAGGAGGAUGGCAAGAAGGAGCUGAUAGGAGAGUACGGACGUGGCGACCUGAUUGGAGUGGUAGAGGCCCUGACCCAUCAGAACAGAGCCACCACAGUACACGCUGUACGAGACUCUGAGCUGGCAAAGUUACCAGAGGGAGCUCUCAGCUCCAUCAAGAGAAAGUUCCCACAGGUUGUUACCAGGUUGAUUCACCUACUAGGACAGAAGAUCCUCCAGCAGGUCAAUGGUCCUCUGACAGCUCGCAGUUUGGCCCUCCAUACCCCUGGCAGUAAGUGGGAUGCAGGAAACCAAGCCUCUAAUCUCUCCACUGUGACCGUCCUGCCUGUAUCAGAAGAGGUACCUCUCACUGCCUUCACCCUGGAGCUGCAGCAUGCGCUCCUCGCAAUAGGUCCCACUCUUCUUCUGACCAGUGAUAUUAUCAAACAGCGACUUGGAGCUGCAGCAUUAGACAGUGUCCACGAGUACCGUCUGUCCAGCUGGCUGGGCCAACAGGAAGACCUCCAUCGCAUAGUUCUUUACCAAACGGACUACACGCUGACACCGUGGACACAGCGAUGCAUCCGCCAGGCUGACUGCAUUAUUAUCGUGGGACUGGGAGAGCAGGAUCCUGCUGUUGGGGAGCUGGAGCGUAUGUUAGAAGGAAGUGCAGUGCGUGCCCAGAAGCAGCUGGUGCUGUUGCACAGAGAAGACGGCCCCCCGCCCAAAGGAACUGUGGACUGGCUCAACAUGCGAAGCUGGAUAUCCAGACACCUCCAUCUCUCUUGUCCCCGAAGGGUCUUCUCUAAGAGGAGCCUGCCCAAACUGUUGGAGCUGUAUCAACGUGUGUUCGAGAAGCCAGCAGACCGCCACUCAGACUUCUCCCGCCUGGCUCGAGUCCUCACAGGCAAUGCUAUCGCACUUAUUCUAGGCGGAGGAGGGGCCAGGGGCUGUUCCCAGGUGGGGGUAAUGCGAGCUGUCUGCGAGGCUGGCAUCCCAGUGGACCUCAUUGGUGGCACCUCUAUCGGUUCUCUGAUGGGGGCACUCUACGCUGAGGACCGUAGCUACAGCCGCAUGAGGAUGAGGGCCAAAGAAUGGGCAAUGGAAAUGACUUCAGUGUUUAAGAAGGUUCUGGAUUUGACAUACCCAGUUACCUCCAUGUUCUCCGGGGCUGCCUUCAACUCCAGCAUCAGCAAUGUCUUCAAGAGCAAACAGAUUGAGGACCUUUGGAUCCCGUAUUUCAAUAUCACAACUGACAUCACUGCCUCGGCCAUGAGAGUACACACUGAUGGUUCAUUGUGGCGGUAUGUUCGUGCCAGCAUGUCUCUGUCUGGGUACCUGCCUCCUCUCUGUGACCCAAAAGAUGGGCACCUGCUGAUGGACGGAGGCUACAUCAACAACUUGCCAGCUGAUGUGGCUCGCUCCAUGGGGGCCAAAGUGGUGAUAGCUAUUGACGUGGGCAGUCGGGAUGAAACCAACCUCACUAAUUAUGGCGACUCGCUCUCAGGCUGGUGGCUGCUAUGGAAACGCCUCAACCCCCUAGCGGAGAAAGUAAAGGUGUUGAACAUGGCAGAGAUUCAGACUCGGCUGGCCUAUGUGUGCUGCGUUAGGCAGCUAGAGUCUGUGAAGAAUAGUGACUACUGCGAGUACAUCAGACCUCCAAUCGACAGAUAUCGGACACUUGAGUUUGGCAAGUUUGAUGAGAUCGCUGAGGUGGGAUAUCAGCAUGGAAAGACUGUGUUUGACGUGUGGAGUCGCAGUGGAGUCGUGGAGAAGAUGUUAAGAGACAGACAUCAGGAGGAGUUCUACAACACCCAGUGCAAGAACAAUGUGGUCACAUGUCCCAAUGCUUCUUUCACUGACCUGGCAGAAAUUGUGUCCCGCAUCGAGCCUGUCAAACCUGCCCUGGUGGAUGAGGAGUCAGACUACCACACUGACUACGAAGAGGAGGCAUUGGAGAGUGCUCUGUCUGACUUGGAGCUAUACAAUCGCUACGGAGAGCACACUGAAGGGGAGGAGACUGGUGACACGGAUGAAGAGCUUGAUGGGAGACGUGGACGCCACAUUACCUCACUCACCAGCGGCCACCCUCAGUCCCCCACCGCCUCUGACAGUUCACUGGACCUGCCGUCAAACAUGGAAGACCUUUCCAAACUGUCCGUUAAGUAAAGACAGGUCUAAUGGACUUUGCUUCGAACAGGUCAUCACAAAUACUUGCCCGUCUUCACCACAUUUUACCCUCCGGUCUGUCCUACGUGACUCAAAACCUGUCCCCUGCCCCUGAGACUGUCAGCAUGACAGUGAUUACCAUUUUGCCUUCCGUAACCUGGCCUCUUUAGCUGGCUGAAAAAAAAAAAAAAAACUGAAUACAGGCAGCUAGUUAUCACAUUUACUCAGAUGCAGAUCCUAUGCAUUCCUAUUGUACAAGAACGGCUGUGAGUGUAAUCAUUUCUCAUAUUGAGAUAGUCAUUUCUUUAGCUGUACAUGAACCACAUCAGUCCAGUGGAAGACAGAAGGUAGGAAAGGUGAGGAAAUAGUAUUGAAUGAAUGAUUUAAGCUAGUUAAAGAGUCAGUUCACCUAAAUUACAAAAUAACUUUCACCUCUGUUAUCUAGAUGCACCGAUAGUUUUGAUUUGCCACACGGUGCAUUAAAGAAUUACAUUAAAAAACUCAAAUUUGGCUAUGUACACCUCUUCAGGCCCAUGAAAAUACAUCUUGCCUUGCUUACAGCUCCUCUCCACAGUAAUGCCACAAGCUGUAAUGAGGAGUCAUAACUAGACAUCGCCUAAUUUUAAGGGGUCACAAGCAAAAGAUGUUUAAUGGUUAACACUGCUUUGAAAUAAUUUGCAGAACACACACACUGUUUUGUCCUCCAGUAGAAAGUAGAUCCAAUGAGGUCUGUGGAUUGUCCCGUGACACUGUUUCUAAUGCGAUAUGUUGAAUUUUUCAUAUGUAGUUUUUCAGUGCUGCGAGCGUGACGUACAAUUCCAUUAAUCUCGCUCACAUUUGGAAACAGAUAUUUGAAACAUGAAUAAUAAAAUAAAACCCAAACUACAUGGUUAAAUGUAAAACAUAUAAUAUAAAAACAUAAGUCUACCUGCCCAGAUAACCACUACUAUAAGACAAACACACUGAGUGGUCACUUCAUCAUGUACAACAGUCAGUCUAAUGCAUACCAAUACGACCGCCCUGCUCUAACAUCAUCUACGAAGUUCAUCAUUUUUUUUGGUGGCCAUGUUGGAAAAUAAAUCUUUAAAUAAAUUAUGAAUGCGGCAACAAGUAUAUAAAUAAAUGUAAAUAUAGAUGUAUAAGUGAGUCACGAGAAAUAGUUCACUAAAUAAUAAAUAAAUAGGCGCCUGACACCUUCCUCCUCAUGAAGCUCCUGUGCGAACAGUGUAAACACUCCCCCUGAGCUCGGCAGCUACAAUUAGCAUCAGUUAACGGUUAAUUUAGCAACAAGUAAAACUACCUGUCAAUCACCCAACUCCAUCAGUCACAGAGAGCUGAAGCAGAACAGGAUGUCAGGAGCCAAAUCUGGCAAGAAUACCACACCCUCCUCAUUUGAACAUAACAGAAAUGAAAUAAACCGGGGGAAUAAAUGUGGCAUUAUAAAAGAAAAUACAUGUACAUAGACAUUUAUUUAUUUAUUUAUGCCUAUUACCUCAUUUACUUUCAGGAUUUAUUUUAAAAUAUUGACUAAAAUAAAUCCAACAUAUUGAGAGGUGUAUGUAAAUAUAAAAAUAUAUAGGAAAUAACCCAUUCCAGCACCACACCGUCACUAACUACCAUAGAUCUCAGAUAUAGAAAAGUAGACUUCAGGGCUAAACAGUUGUUGGAUUGCAUCAGACUGUACAGGUGUACCCAAUAAAGUGGCCACUGAGUGUUCUGUUGUUGAGCUAAUUACAGCAAACUAAUAUAAAUUGGCAUGUGGGUACGCAUUGUUGUGUUAAGAUAGCUGAAGUCUAUCUUCAGACCCUGUGCUUGGAUGUUUUGUACACUCCGUUUUUGUAAUGAUCCUCACCGACACAAGCCUAAUUUAAAACCAGAAAGAGAGCACAACAGGCAGCACUCUGCGAGGCCGUGGCUGUCAGCACAGCUUUGUCGUACCCAGGGUGCCAGCGACAUGGAGGGAAGUAAUGACUGCAAUCCACUUCAAAGCACUAGUUUCCCUCUCAGCCGGGGAGACAGCCCCUUUGCCCCAUCUGUUUUCUGGCUUCAGUCUAUCAGACACAGACUGAGCAGCAGACAGUGUGGAUCUGUUGGGUGAACUCAGAAGCGCCACUCAUCCCAGUGCAGUUUAUGUACUGGGGCUAUUUGCAGCAGGGUAGUUCUUCACAGGAACAUGUUGUAACACAAAUCAUUUGGCCUGUCGAGACAUGUUUUUUUUUGUGGUUUUGAUCUAAUUUAGCCUUCCAUGAUAAGAUGAUCAGAUUUUUCUUGCACAUAUACGUUAUAGUCAAAAUAGUGAACAAUUCUAUAUUUUCAUAUUUAAGCCAUGAAUGUAUACAACUUAAGCCCUACAUGAUUUUAUUUACUUUUAAGUCAAAAGCUGGACAAUCAUUCCAGACACUCAAAGCAAUGCACAAAUUGUUUUAUAGCCUUGUUUAACAUAACCUCUUCACAGAGUUAACCUAAUCUCAGUCACAACUGGGGCUGCAACUAACGAUUAUUUUCAUUAUUGAAUAGUGUGAUGAUUAUUUUUUUGCAAGUAAAAUUAAUCUUGUGUCAGAAAAUGGUGAAAAAUUAAUAUCUGAACUUCCUAGAGUCCAAGGUGACAUCUUUAAAAUUGUGCUUUUAGUCGGACCAAUGCUCCAGAACCCAAAGAUAUUCAGUUUAAUAUAAAGUAAUUCCAGGAAAAGCAACAAAUCGUCACAUUUGAGAACUGGAACCAUCAAAUGUUUGGCUUUUUUUGCUUGACGGACGGCCUAAACAAUUAACUGAAUUAUCACAAUAGUUGGUGAUUAAUUUUCUGUUCAUUGUCUAAUUGCUUCAGCCCUAAUCACAACAUUACAAGAGUCCUAACAAUACUGCAUGACAAUGACAACAAACAACAUACCUUUUAAAAGAAUUCUGACAAAGUUACGUAUCGUCUGAUGUUAAAGUACCAACUCUAACAUCAACCGAUAAUAAUAAUAAUAAUAAGCUUUCCAAUUUAUCAGUCAGGCUCUCAUCAUUAAAAUAUCAAUGCAACAAUUUUUAUUUUCUUCCCAUUUGAUACAGCACCCCGUGAGCCUCCCUGUGAGAAGCUGUGAUCUUAGCUAAUACUGGUGCUACAGUGCCUGCAGCCUUACAUAUGUACACAGUAGGAGAAAUCCUGUGAUAAACACUAUGUGGAUCCCAUAUGGUGUCGGCUAAAUGGAGUCUGGACACAGAAACGUGUGAGCGAGGCAGAGAUGGGAAAACAUUUGCCGUUUACCAAUGAGCUAAUGGUGUUUGCACUUUUUUUUUUUUUUUUGGGUGGUUUCCAAAAAACCGAGCACAAUGAAUCGAUGUUGUCUGGCAGAAUGAAUGUUUCUACUUUAUUAAAUGGGACAUGGUAAUGGAUGAAUUGCUUACGUAAUGGGUGGAACGUUGCCAUGAAGUUAAUGUUACAAAGCCUUAGAUGACCCAUUCGCAAAAAAAACAAAAAAAACAAACACUCGUGCCCUCAUUUGGCUUGUAUUUUUACAGCAACGGAAGAUGUUUACCUGUAAGGAUGUACUGAAUGACAAUAGUUACUUGUCUAUAUUUAUGUUAUUUGAUAAAUGUUUUAUAUAUAAAUAUGUAUAAUCAAUUGUUACUAAUAAACCACUAUUUGUUGUGUA